Molecule: messenger RNA, 1418 nt
Organism: Anopheles darlingi
Lineage: Eukaryota; Metazoa; Arthropoda; Insecta; Diptera; Culicidae
Product: testis-specific serine/threonine-protein kinase 6-like
Exons: 4
Coding region: 1-1155 (384 amino acids)
Biological process (GO): protein phosphorylation; intracellular signal transduction; microtubule cytoskeleton organization
Cellular component (GO): cytoplasm
Molecular function (GO): tau-protein kinase activity; ATP binding; protein serine/threonine kinase activity
Source: RefSeq, a predicted model, not a curated record
AUGUGGAAGUCAUGGAUAAUUGAUCUUGUGUUGUGGGUAAAAAAAAUCAGAAGCAAAAUAAAAGCGAAAAAAAAUCGUUCCUCAAAUUUCUGUUACCGCUCGCUAAGCCGUACGAUGGUAACAAAGAAAACAUCUGUGGAUAAUUCGGGCUUGGAAACCGCGCUUUUCGAAGCUGCUGGUGCCAGCGAGUCUCGGCGUCCAUCGGAUACACCUUCCGUUCUUGCAAGGCAUAACAUCACCUUAGGAGAAAUCAUCGGAAAUGGGGCGUUCUCGUGUGUAAAGAAAGGUCGAGCACUAGGGUACAAGGAUGUGGCGGUUAAAAUUAUCUCCAAAAAUGCGGCCACGCAGAAUGUGCUGGUCAAGUUUAUGCCGCGUGAGUUAGGAAUUAUCAAAAUGUUGCGGCACAAAAAUAUCAUCAUAUACUACGAGUACAUCGAGACGAACAUGCGGUAUUACAUCGUAAUGCAGUACGCAGAAAACGGAUCGUUGCUGGAGCUGCUGAAGAAGGAGAUCAAGCUCGAUGAGGGCCGUGCUUGGAGGUAUUUCCAUCAGCUGAUCAGUGCGGUCAAGUACAUCCAUUCCAUUGGCAUCGUGCACCGGGACAUCAAGUGCGAAAACAUUGUGUUUGAUGCACGUGACAGGCUGAAGUUGAUCGAUUUCGGAUUUGCCUGCCAUGUGAACACGAAGGCCGAUGGAAGCGUGGAAAUGAUGAUGCCAACGAUGUCGAAGACAUUUUGCGGUAGCCACGCUUACGCCAGUCCGGAAAUUUUACGUUUCGCACCGUACGAUCCGGUGCCGUCGGACGUUUGGGCGUGCGGAGUUGUUCUUUUCUCGAUGGUAUGCGGAAAGCUGCCCUUUACUAAUGCCAAGGUGGUAUCAGUGUUGCUUAAGAUCAUGAGCGAGGGUCCCAGGUAUCCAAAGGAGGUGAACGUGAGCGAUAAAUUAAAAUGUUUGCUGGACGAAAUUUUCAAACCUGUCGAAGCGCGUAUAACAGUGGCCGGAAUUCGGAAAAGCAAUUGGUUCCGGACCGUACCGGUCACAGCUACGAACGACUCCGUAAAGACCGUAGAAAACGCUGCUUCACGAAAGGAGCACAUUGACCAAUUGCCGGAGAAACGUUUCAAACUAGACAAUCAUGUAAAGCGUCUCUUUUGACAUGUGUCCCAAAUUUGGUUUGAGGGAUUAAACUCCCUCAAAUGAAAAAUAAUAAUUAAAAUAGUAUUGAUCAUAGAAUUUACCUCGCUAUCGUCGUGAUAGAGAUGAUAAAAUUCAAAAUUGAAUAACCGUUAGAACGAUUCCUUUCCUGCUGGAUCAUCGUUACGUUGAUCAGUGAUGGACACUCAACGGGCAAAUCGUCCUUGAACGUGUCAUUGAAACUACAAUGCAACCGGCGCAAUAAACUGCACUGAAGAAUCCCA